AUGGCGACUCAUAAGUCUCAAGAUCUAACCAAGCAUAGGUCCGUCCAGACUGUGUCAGAAGUGAAUCCUGAUGAAGUAACGCCCUUACUUUCCGGUGAAACUGACCGAUACGAUGAAUUGGAGGAAAAUGAACGAGCCGAGCCACCUACGGGUACACAAACACCAAAAGAUGAAGAGCAAAGAUCCGUUUUCGGGAUCCUAUCUGUUCUUCUCAUAGGAGUCUUUGUCUCCCAAGCAGACACUUCUUUGGUUCUAGCCACCUAUGGAGCCAUUGCAUCUGAGUUCAAUGAUCUUCAAAACGCCAGUUGGCUUUUAUCAAGCUAUAUGCUAGCCAUGUGCAUGGGCCAGCCAUUGUACGGUAAACUCAGUGAUAUCUUUGGACGCAAGUUUAUGCUUCAGUUCUCAUAUGGCUUGUUCGCUGCUGGCAGCCUACUCUGUGGUUUCUGCCAAUCCAUGCCACAGCUGAUUGUCGCCCGCUCCAUACAGGGUCUGGGUGGUGCUGGAAUGGUGUGCCUCGUCUCAAUCAUCAUUACCGAUCUUGUACCUCUCAGAGACGUUGCUACAUAUCGAAGCUACGUCAACGUUGUUCAAACUGUCGGCAGAUCCUCAGGCGGUGCUGUUGGAGGUUUCCUUGCACAAGCAGUAGGUUGGCGGUGGGCACUUGCUGGCCAGGCUCCUCUGACCAUCUUUGCAAUGCUUCUCGUCGCCUUUAACCUAAAGGUCCCACAGAGGAGUCAGGACUCAGAAGACGCGACCAAGAGCAGCCUCGCCUCAAAGCUACGAAGGAUAGACUUUGCCGGCGCAUUAUUUAUGAGCGUGACCAUCUUGUCUUUCUUGCUUAUCGUGGACAUUGGCGGCGAAAAAGUCCCUUGGACAUCGAUUCUCAUCUACUCUCUCGGGGGAGUAGGGUUGGUGAGCGGGCUGCUCUUUGUGAUGGUAGAGUCCCGCGUAGCGGAGCCUAUUUUCCCUCUCCACCUUCUUUCCAGUCGCGCUGUUCUGACACCAUUUGUCAUUAUCACAAUGCAAAAUGCCUCUCAAGUUGCUUUGAUGUUUUUCAUCCCUCUUUAUUUCCAAAUUACCAAAAAUGCUACAACUGGAGAGGCAGGGGCCUACAUGGUUCCGUCAAUCGUUGGUAACACAGCGGGAGGUCUUCUUGCUGGCUUUCUCAUCAAGCGAUAUGGCCGUUACAAGCUUCCGACAGUCUUUGCCGCCCUUAGCUCAGCUUUCUGUUUUACUCUUCUCCUCAUCUUCUGGCGUGGCCACACUUCUGUUUUACAGUCACUGUUUGUGUUCCCGGGUGGUUUCGCAACCGGCAUUGCGCACUCGACCACCUUUGUUGCGCUCGCAGCUGGGGUUGGAGAACACGACUUGGCUAUUGCAAGCUCGGGAUUGUAUCUUAGUGGCAGUGUAGGAGCCGUAGCUGGACUAUGCUCUGCAAGUGCCGCUUUCCAAAGUGCUCUGAGAUCAGCCCUGCGCAAGGCCCUUAUUGGAGGCGGUAUUGACAAUACCCUUGAGGUAAUCCGGAAGGCAUUAUCUGACAUCACCUAUGUCCAAAGCCUAAGGGGGGAGGCUCACAGCUUAGUUGUCGGAGCCUAUGUUUCUAGCUUUCAGGUGUCUUUCCUACUUUGCAUUGGGUUGGCCAGUGCUUGCCUACUGGCUUCGCUGUCAUUGUACGAGAAGCGGUUGUUGUAG
This is a messenger RNA of Fusarium keratoplasticum, 1692 nucleotides long. Its product is annotated as MFS domain-containing protein. The transcript is spliced from 9 exons. Gene Ontology annotation, molecular function: basic amino acid transmembrane transporter activity. The coding region runs from base 1 to 1692 and encodes 563 amino acids. Gene Ontology annotation, cellular component: fungal-type vacuole membrane. Lineage: Eukaryota; Fungi; Ascomycota; Sordariomycetes; Hypocreales; Nectriaceae. Gene Ontology annotation, biological process: transmembrane transport; basic amino acid transport. The record is from RefSeq and is a predicted model, not a curated record.